Messenger RNA from Coniophora puteana RWD-64-598 SS2, 849 nucleotides. RefSeq names its product phosphoribosylglycinamide formyltransferase. Gene Ontology annotation, biological process: 'de novo' IMP biosynthetic process. NCBI's taxonomy places the organism in Eukaryota, Fungi, Basidiomycota, Agaricomycetes, Boletales, Coniophoraceae. Gene Ontology annotation, cellular component: cytoplasm. The record is from RefSeq and is a predicted model, not a curated record. Bases 49 to 732 code for a protein of 227 amino acids. The transcript is spliced from 3 exons. Gene Ontology annotation, molecular function: phosphoribosylglycinamide formyltransferase activity.
CAAGCCACUAACAGCCAAAAUCUUGCUACAUCCACAAUCCGUCGCGAGAUGGCAGAUGGAUCUCAGGAAAGUGUGCCUCGGCGGCUAGUGGUGUUGAUCUCGGGAUCUGGUACCAAUCUACAAGCGAUCAUAGAUGCUCUGAACACCCCUUCCCUCCCGAAUGCCCAAAUCGUCUGCGUGCUCUCGAACCGCAAGGCCGCGUAUGGCCUCACGCGCGCGACGAACGCGGGUAUCCCGACGCAGUACCUCGCACUGCAGCCGUACCUCAAAGCGAACCCCGGAAAGUCAAGGGAAGACUACGACAUCGAGGUCGCCCGCAUUGUCGUGCGCCAAAAGCCCGACGCGGUCGUCCUCGCGGGGUGGAUGCACGUCCUAAGCGAAGGGUUCCUCGACGUUCUUGGUGGAGCACGCGUCUUGGAUGGCGAAGAGAAGGUCGAGAAGCCAAUUCCGGUGAUCAACCUCCAUCCUGCGCUGCCUGGUGCUUUCGACGGCGCGAGCGCAAUCGAGCGUGCAUACGAGGCGUUUCAUAGGGGCGAGAUUGAGCAUUCGGGGGUGAUGGUGCACCGUGUGGUGAAGGAGGUGGAUCGGGGCGAGCCGCUGAUUGUCAGGACGGUGGAGAUCAAGAAGGGUGAGCCUAUAGAAGCAUUUGAGGAGAGGUUGCAUCAGGUGGAGUGGGAGAUCAUCGUUGAAGGGGCGAAUAAAGUGCUCGAUGAGGCUGUGCCUUCAUCGUAAUGUUGCUCUUUGUAAGACAGACUUACAAUUUCACUCUGCUCGUUCAGAACUAGUAGUCCAUGCUUCCUAAAAAGAUUGCAGACGCUUUGCAUUAUAUAUGUCAAUAUUGAAUAGGAG